Molecule: messenger RNA, 868 nt
Organism: Otolemur garnettii (small-eared galago)
Lineage: Eukaryota; Metazoa; Chordata; Mammalia; Primates; Galagidae
Gene: G0S2
Product: G0/G1 switch 2
Exons: 2
Coding region: 253-564 (103 amino acids)
Biological process (GO): positive regulation of extrinsic apoptotic signaling pathway
Cellular component (GO): mitochondrion
Source: RefSeq, a predicted model, not a curated record
UGGGCUGCGCUGGCCCGUGCCAGAAAGCCAAAGAGGCGGGUCUCCGAGAAAAGAUAUAAGCGGCCGGUGAACGGUGACAAGGUGCCAGCUGCGGAGUCUCCAUCCGGAAGAGCUGCAGCUGCCCAGAAGGAGGAGAACGCCGAGGCCGGCCGGACAGACGGACGCGCUGACCACCGCCGCCCCCAGCUCGCGCUGCCUCCUGCUCGCGCUGCGCCUCUAAGGUCACUCCUAGCCCGAGAGCCCAGGGUCGAGAUGGAAGCCAUCCAGGAGCUGAUUCCUCUGGCCAGGGAGCUGAUGGCCCAGAAGCGCAAGGGGAAGCUGGUGAAGCUGUACGUGCUGGGCAGCGUGCUGGCGCUGGUCGGCGUGCUGCUCGGCCUGAUGGAGACGGUGUGCAGCCCCUUCACGGCCGCCAGCCGCCUGCGGGACGAGGAGGCGGCGGUCGCCGAGCUGCGCGCCGCCCGGGAGCGGCAGGCUCUCCGCAAGCAAGGCCUGCUGGAGAAAGGCCAGGAGCAGGAGGCCGUCCUCAGCGGCCGGGCCCUCUCUCACCGGCAGCACGCCUCCUAGGAGCCGCCGGAGAGCCGCGGACGGGGAGGGACAGAGAGACAGACGCCCGGAGAGAGCGGGAGCCACGUGCCGGUUGCUGCUGGGACUCACUUGGGAGAAGCCGCUGACAUCUAGAACUGACCUACCAUGGGGAUCCCGCGGAGGAGCCUGGGACUGAGUUUGCUGCUGUGCAGCGCUGCGUUGCGAUAACGCGUCCAACACUGUGUGUCUCGGGGUUAUCUGGAGCCAUGGACCGUUUUGCACUGGGGAGGAAGGAGAAAUGCUUUUUAUAUUAUUAUUGCUAUUAUUAUUGUUAUUAUUAUGA